Molecule: messenger RNA, 3879 nt
Organism: Dioszegia hungarica
Lineage: Eukaryota; Fungi; Basidiomycota; Tremellomycetes; Tremellales; Bulleribasidiaceae
Product: P-loop containing nucleoside triphosphate hydrolase protein
Exons: 9
Coding region: 1-3879 (1292 amino acids)
Biological process (GO): maturation of SSU-rRNA from tricistronic rRNA transcript (SSU-rRNA, 5.8S rRNA, LSU-rRNA)
Cellular component (GO): intracellular anatomical structure; nucleolus
Molecular function (GO): ATP binding; RNA binding
Source: RefSeq, a predicted model, not a curated record
AUGGCAGGCCCGCCCGUACGAGAACGCUUCAAUGCAAAAGCGCGCGGAUCGACAGCCGGGAGUGGAGGCCACAAGAAGCGCAAGAGACCUUCAGCAAAGGCCAGGGCGGAGGCGCUGGGAAGCGAUGGGGAUGUCGAGAUGAAGGAGCCGGUCAAGGCGGCGGAACCGCCCGCUGGGUCGGGAAUGAGCAGUAAGAAGCGGAAGAGGAUGGAGAGCUAUAUUGACAAAAAGCUCAAGUCAGAAUCCAGAUUGGAGACUAUCAAGCUCCUGGCCUCCCUGGCCCCUUCCACGUCCUCGUCAGCCAAUAUGCUGUCUUCCUCCUCGCUCGGCCAAAAUCCUUUCAACCCGACCAGCGCACAGGAGCGUAAAGAUCUGCGGGAAGACCGGAUGGUCAGGCGGGGGAUUGACGUGCUCAAGAAACGGCAUGGUGCCGCUGGGGAAGAGGGCGAGUCAGAGGAGGAGGACGCGAUCAAGCCGAAAGGAAGAGGAAAGGAGACGGUGGUGGACGUCGAUAUGGAGGACGUGGCUGAGGAUUAUGGAGAGGCAGAAGCAGGAGUCAAGGGGAAGAACAGGCAACGAAAGUCUAAGGCAGCUAAGAAGGCGAGUUGGAAUCCAAAUCUCCUCCAGACGCAGCCGGACUCUUCCUCUGACUUCGACUCCUCAGAUUCGGGGGACGAUACCCCAUCGGAGGCUGAGCCCACGCCUGCCCCCGCUAUCAAACCUCUCGCUUUCGCCCCAGCACCGCCUGUAGAGAGAACCCCCGAUGUUGCCAAUACGACGUCAGAGGCUGCCGCCGGCGCAUUGCGAGCACCCGCUGCGGCUGGCUCUGCUCUCAAGCGACCGGCCGUCAUGGGUGGCGCCCUUAAGAAAUCGGCGGACGGAGCACCGGUCGCGCCUCGCGUCAUUGUCAGGCGUAAGCAGCCCGUCACUGAAGCAGAAGAAGACGAGGAGAGCGAAGACGAGGGUAUGGACGAAGACAGUGAAAUGGACAGUGAGGACGAAGGGGACAGCGAGGAGAUGGACAGCGGGGAAGAAGGGAGCGAGGAGGAUUCGGAUGAGCGAUCCGACGAGGACGAGGAAGACGACGAGGACGAGCACCUCCCCCGCGCACCAAAUAAGGAACGCUCUUUGGGCUUCAAGUCUUGGGCUCUGAAACAGAUGGGCCAGGCCGAAACAGCCCCUCCUGACCUGCUCGAUCAGCGUACGAGCGCCGCAGCCCCUCCCAAACCUCGUAAUGAGGCCCCUCCUGGUCCCAAGGUCGGUCCCCUCGGAGAAGAGUUCCUCAUUCCCACCACAUCCCUCCUCGACCAAUCCUCAUCUGCACCCGCAGAAUCGUCGAAGCGCGCUCGGCCGACCAUCACCCGCCGACCAUCCGUUUCGGAGUCUCGCCUCGACUUGCCCAUUUUGGCGGAAGAGCAGAACAUCAUCGAGGCGAUCCGGAUGAAUUCGGUGGUAGUGAUAUGCGGAGAGACGGGUUCGGGAAAGACGACGCAGGUGCCGCAGAUGCUGUACGAGGCUGGCUUUGGAUAUGCUGGAUCGGAUAACCCGGGAAUGAUAGCCGUCACGCAGCCCCGUCGAGUCGCAGCCGUCUCGCUCGCUGCUCGUGUUAAGUCGGAGCUCAACCUCUCUUCGACAUCGGGUAUCGUGGCGCAUCAGAUCCGAUACUCGUCCACCACCUCCCCAGACACAGCCAUCAAGUUUAUGACGGAUGGUGUUCUCCUCCGAGAACUGUCCGCCGACUUCCUGCUGAGUCGGUACAGCGUCGUUGUCGUUGAUGAAGCACACGAGCGAGGUGUCAAUACCGACGUCCUCAUCGGUGUUCUCUCGCGAGUCGCCAAGCUUCGCGAGAAGAAAUGGCGCGAAACAAAAGAUCUUCCUACAUCCUCCACCACCUCGCCUAUCAGGCCACUCCGGAUAAUCAUCAUGUCGGCGACACUGCGCCUGACGGACUUUACAAAUAAUAAAACUCUCUUCCCCGUCACUCCGCCCAUCAUCCAUAUCUCGGCGCGUCAACACCCCGUCACGGUCCAUUUCUCUCGGAGGACGACGGCGGACUAUGUGGACGAGGCAUAUCGCAAGGUAUGCAAGAUACAUGCGAGGCUGCCGGUGGGCGGGAUACUGGUGUUCAUGACGGGCCAGGCGGAGAUUAUGGGGCUGUGCAGGAAGUUGGAGCAGAAGUAUGGGAAGGAUAGGCCGUUGCGGUCAAUCAGGAGGUACCGCCAGAAGGUGCGUCUAUCGGAUCGGGAAGCAGAGGAUGUCGAAUUUGGGCAGGACAACGAUCUUGCCGCAGAUGUUGAUGACGGGGAUGCGGAUGCCGUCAGCGAUCCAGAAGCCCUCGAUACGGACGACGAUGACGACGAUGAGCUAGGACUCAACGAGCUCUCAGAUACGCCUAUGCAUAUCCUUCCCCUAUACUCCCUCCUCUCAAAUGAUCAACAACUCAAGGUCUUCCAACCCCCUCCUACAAAUCACCGGCUCGUCAUCAUCUCCACGAACGUCGCCGAAACCUCCCUUACCAUCCCCGGCAUCCGCUACGUUGUCGACAGCGGACGCGCCAAAGAACGAACCUUCGAUACUCGCUCCGGCGUCCAGUCGUUCCAGGUGCAAUGGAUCUCCAAAGCGUCCGCCAACCAACGGACGGGUCGAGCGGGUCGUACCGGUCCUGGACACUGUUACCGCCUCUACUCGAGUGCAUUAUAUGAGGACCAACUUCCCGCUUUCGGUACGCCCGAGAUCUUGCGGAUGCCCGUCGAAGGCGUUGUGCUUCAGAUGAAAUCGAUGGGGAUCGACCAGGUCGUCAACUUCCCUCUCCCAACUCCACCGGAUCGACUCUCACUUCGAAAGGCUGAGGUCCUCCUGCAGACCCUUGGCGCUCUCUCUGUACCGUCAAAUACGACCCUCGUCGCUGGUACACAAGUGGACGGAGCGGUCGGCGGGCAGAUAACGAGUCUCGGAAAGCAGAUGGCGGACUAUCCGGUCUCUCCGAGAUUCGCCAAGAUGCUCGCGAUAGGCAACCAGCACGGCGCGAUGCCGUACGUUAUUGCCAUCGUGGCGGGGAUGAGUGUGGGAGACCCAUUUGUGCACGAGUCGGCUAUUGAGGCGGAUGAUGAGGAUGCAGAGGGGUUGACGCAUUUGACAGGCGAGGAGGCUAGGAAGAGGGAAGAGCGGAAAGAGGCGAGAAAGCGGUACUUCAAGGCUCAAUCUGCUUUCCUGUCCCUCGGUAAUGCCGCAUCGGACGCGUUCAAGCUGCUCGCUGCGAUCGGCGCCUAUGAGUACGAGCCAACAGCUGCUUUCUGCCAGAACAACUUCUUGCGCUUGAAGGCGAUGCAAGAGAUACAACAACUACGGGGCCAGAUCGGAGGUAUCUCCGGGAUCAAGAAGGGGAGAAUCAUACCUCCGCUGACGCCUCAGCUCAAAGUCAUCCGCCAAAUCCUUACAUCUGCAUUCAUCGACCAAAUCGCGGUCCGUGCCGACCUCGCCGAGAAGAAACCCCAAACCUACCUCUCCUGCCGAAACGUCGCCUAUCGCCUCUCCACCACUACAACGGAUAUCGCCUACAUCCAUCCCUCCUCUGCCCUCUUCCACCGUGCCCCACCCGACUUCAUCGUCUAUUCGGAGCUACACCGCACGGCCAAAGACUGGAUGCGGGGCGUGACCAAGAUCAACGCUGGGUGGAUCUGGAGCCUCGGACGCAGCCUUUGCGCGGUAACCCGCCCGACUGAGAUUGAGGCGAAGGUCGGUCUUAAGGUGGAUGAGCGGCUGAGAGGGGUCGAGAGGGAGGUGGGGGUGGUGCCUAAUCUGAGGGCGCUGGGGGUGGAUCUGCCGGCUGUAAAGAUCAAGCAGAGAAGAGAGGGGAGUCGGUGGGUUUACGUGGAGUGA